CGCGUAUAAACUGCCAUCCGACAUGGACGAAUCAUCGUAAAGGAACAAGUCCGAGCCAUUCGCAGAAGUUGGUGAGCCGCCGAGGCCCACGGGGACCACACUGCUGCUCUCCACCGUAUAACUGACGCUAGACAUCGCACCACGCGUAACUAUAUGGGCCCUCCUUGUUACGGCCGAUCCGACUGCGUCGAUCCUUUCACCGAGACUAUUGAAAAUGUCACCGAUGCCACAACUACAAACGCAGCACCAAAACGCUACAUCGUACUUAGUGAGUUUAAAAGUCCAAUUUUCGGCGCUUACAAGUACGACCCACUGCUAGGGGAUUUUGUACUACCUAAUUUAGCCACAACAACCACUACGCCUGCGACAGACAUAGUAAUGAGGGCUGAUGACUCUGAGUUCAAACAGGCCGAGCAAAAAACGACUACUAAAGCUACUACUGUGUCGAAACCAACUACAGAGGACGCUAAAUAUAAAAACCAUACAAAGGAAAAAAAGGGUUCUAGAAGAAACCUAAACGAUUUAACUCAAUGGUAAUAACGCCCAUUUCAAUAUAAUUGAAUUAAUCAAUAUACGUAUGCUUUGCC
Messenger RNA from Leguminivora glycinivorella, 587 nucleotides. RefSeq lists its product as uncharacterized. The transcript is spliced from 4 exons. Lineage: Eukaryota; Metazoa; Arthropoda; Insecta; Lepidoptera; Tortricidae. The record is from RefSeq and is a predicted model, not a curated record. Bases 154 to 537 code for a protein of 127 amino acids.